Messenger RNA from Hyaloscypha bicolor E, 2187 nucleotides. RefSeq lists its product as uncharacterized. Gene Ontology annotation, biological process: regulation of DNA-templated transcription; DNA-templated transcription. Lineage: Eukaryota; Fungi; Ascomycota; Leotiomycetes; Helotiales; Hyaloscyphaceae. Bases 1 to 2187 code for a protein of 728 amino acids. The transcript is spliced from 8 exons. Gene Ontology annotation, cellular component: nucleus. The record is from RefSeq and is a predicted model, not a curated record. Gene Ontology annotation, molecular function: DNA binding; zinc ion binding; DNA-binding transcription factor activity, RNA polymerase II-specific.
AUGGUACCCGGCUCAGGCUUUUCAACGGACGUGGGACAAUACCCGUCGGCCCCCGCGGAUAGGGGCCCCUCGAAACCGGUGAAGCGGAUCUCUAGGGCGUGUCUAAGAUGCCGCCAGCGAAAAUCCAAAUGCAACCUAGGGACGCUCGGCCAGCCAGGUGCUCCUCCUUGUCAGACAUGCAUCCGCGAUCAAGUGGAAUGCGUCCUCGCGACAUCGAAGCGGGGUGGGAGAAGGGUUCGGAAAAGCGUCAGUCUCCUAAUCAACCCACCGGCAAUCAACAAUGAUGGCCAGCAGAACAUCUUGUCGAGUCCAAGAGGCUUUUCAGAUUCAUUUGCCGGCAUUCCAGGGAACUUUCCCGAGCAAUCGUCGCCGGGUCAAGAUCCGUUCCGUCAGGAUGGAUCAAUGCCCGCAGCCAACAUCGACGAGACAAUUGCAUCCACCGAUUUGCACGCCACAUCAGAUGCCCUGAAUAUGCUCAGUCAUGCAGCCCAGCUUGACACGUAUGCCAGUCCAGGCCAGCGAUCUCAUGCCUCAGGGCGUCUGGCUUCAGUCUUAACUCCGGGUCAAGGAGGGGUAACUCCAGCCCCGAACAAUGUUGGAAGUGACCCCUUGCAAUAUACUCUCAUUGCUCAAGGGCUUAUGACAGCAUCUCAAGUUAUCCAAUUGAUUGCCAGAUUCAAACAGUUUUAUCACCCAUAUCUCCCGAUUGCUCCUCGAAAAUGUUUCGAGGCAGACGCGUUACAGUGUAUGGCAACUCAAGAGCCUCACCUCCUGACUGCCAUUAUUACCGUUGCAUCUCGAGAUCUGCCUCAAGGUGAAGAUGUUCUUCGAGUUUGCUCCAGUUACAUGCAUCAGCUUGUCUCCGAGAUCAUUGCGGGGAAGAAGUGUGAUGUCGAGGCUGUUGAGGCCCUGUUGUUACUUUCGGAAUGGGAACCUCAAGAUUCCUUAUCCGAAGGGAAGGAGAUUGGAUGUGGAGAGGAAGAUCGCGCGGCUUGGAUGCAUGUGGGAUUGGCCUUGAGAAUUGGUUACUUUCUUGGACUGGAUCGGACUGCCAUCAAGCAUGACGAUGAGGACAAAGCCGCACAUUUCAAUAGGAGGCGAGUAACGUGGGCUGCUUGCUAUAUAUCAGACAGACAAUUAUCUGCUCGGAUUGGGCGGGCUUUCUGGUCGCGAGGGCCUGUUGCACUUGCUGGAAUUGGUAGGCAUGGCCGCCAAUUCGACGACUUCCGUCCUCUCCAACCUCAAGUUCCCGGGGAUACAGAUUAUGCGAGCGUUCUCCAAGCAAAUCUCGAUCUUACUCAGCUCUUCAGCAACGUCCAUGAUGUUCUAUACUCUGGAAUGGGGAGUAGUAUGAAGUUGAUGCUUGCUGGUAAUUACGUGAAGUAUGUUGAUGAUUUUAGGCGGGCCAUCGAAGGAUGGAAGAGUAUCUGGGGGACAUUGACUUGUCCGCCAAACAUCAAAGCAACUCUUCAGAUGUCCUACGAAUAUUUAAGGUUAUAUACAAACGCCUAUGCAUUUCAAGCUACGGUAACUCGAGCCGUUGCUGCCAAAUCUCAAGGUGCUCUGCGUACAAACGAGUCUCCCCACAAUGGGGUCCCUUCACUCCCAGACGCUCGCUUCAUCUACGAAUCGGUUGAUGCUGCGAAGACACUGUUGAGUAUCAUCACCAGUUACAUCGAUGCCGAAAGUUGCCUCAGAUAUCUUCCCCUCCGGUUUUCAUUAUACUGCGUCAACUCAGCAGUUUUCCUUUACAAGGCAUGGUCCUUCGAAGUUCUCUCUACUCAAGAAAAACUCGGGAUCCGUCAUAUGAUCAAAGAUGUAAUCCGAAACCUCCAAAAAGCCAGCGUCCGACCAAACGACUUCCACUCCAGGUACUCCGAGUUGCUUGACCGCCUUUGGCAGCGCAAGGACACUGAAAUCCAAGCACGUGCAACAACCGACCCAACAACCAGCGUUCCUGCCAACAACCAGUCCACUGUGCUGGGAGACGGAAACGGAGAAUAUGCUGCAACAUCAAUGAGGAAUGGAGGUUGGUAUGACGGGGAACAAGAUGAAUUCUCGUGGUUGGAUUUGCAGGCUGUGGGGGAGUUGGUUAGUGGUGAACCGGGAUUUGGGGCCGUGGAUGGGUAUUCUUCUCAAUUUAUGAAUAUGGGAGGAGACUGGGGUGGAGACUUUUGGGGCUUCUAG